Molecule: messenger RNA, 423 nt
Organism: Cladophialophora bantiana CBS 173.52
Lineage: Eukaryota; Fungi; Ascomycota; Eurotiomycetes; Chaetothyriales; Herpotrichiellaceae
Exons: 3
Coding region: 1-423 (140 amino acids)
Source: RefSeq, a predicted model, not a curated record
AUGGCAGAAAAAUGGACUCCUCCUAAAGACGGCACGCCAUGCUGGAUCAAUGUCCUUGCUACUGAUGUACAGCGAGCCCAAAAGUUUUACAGCACUGUUUUCAACUGGCGCUUCAACCGUCCGACAACAUCGGAAGGCCAUGCGCUUGACCCUGCUGAGAUUGCCAUGUUCGAAGUCCCUGGAGGACCCUGCCCAAAUGGGGGGAUCACACGGGUGACCCAAUCCGAGUGGACAGACUCGCAUGGCAAAGGUGGAGUUGUACUGUAUUUGUACGUGGACGAGAUCCAGUCCUACGAGGAAAAAAUUGUAAAAGCAGGUGGAAAGAAGAUGACCGACGUUGUUCCGGAAGGGAAUCAGGCACUUAUGCAGCAUUUCGAGGAUACCGAGGGGAAUUAUUUGGGCAUUUACACUAUGAAGAAGUAG